Molecule: messenger RNA, 150 nt
Organism: Acaulospora morrowiae
Lineage: Eukaryota; Fungi; Glomeromycota; Glomeromycetes; Diversisporales; Acaulosporaceae
Source: the annotation of a GenBank genome assembly
GCUCUUGAAUGGAUUCCAUACGAAAAAUUUGAAAAUAUCGAAAAAAUUGGUGAAGGUGGUUUUGCGGAAGUUUAUUUGGCUGAUUGGGAGGAAGGACCCAUCUUUUAUUGGAGCAAAUAUAAUCAAUGGAAGAGAUCCGGGGAAGUAAAG